UCUUGUUCUACUGGGUCGCAUCGCAAUCAUACGAUUUAUUGUUUAAUAAUCAAAAUUCCCCAAAAGUCGUAUUUACAAUCUCUUAUUUUUUCUAUAUAUACGACUUCUUCCGCCUUCUAUUUCAUCACAGAAGGGGUUUAAUUCGUUUUUGAAGCUGUCAAUCGUUCGUAAAAGCGUUUGGACAAUCAAUUCGAUUUUGGAUUAUCUCAUCUGGGCCAAUAUUUUUUCAAUCUUGAAAGGAAGAAGAAGCAUUUCCAAUCUUUUCUGAUGGCCGUGAAGAUMAAUGGAUUCAUUGAAGGCACACAACCCGAAGAACUGCUGAAGUUACUGCUGUCACUUGCUUCAAACUGGGGUGAUGUUUUCGACACAAACAAAUUGAAAGUCGUUCAUCUAAGUGGUGCCAUGACUAAUGUGGUUUACCGAAUCACUUGGCCACGGAACACCACUGGAAAUGAUGAACGGACAGUGUUAGUUCGGAUUUAUGGGGAAGGCUCUGACAUUUUCUUUGAUCGGGAAGAAGAAAUCCGGACUUUCGAAUCCAUUUCGACCCAUGGGCAUGGCCCUCGCCUUCUCAGCCAGUUUCCUCAAGGCCGGGUGGAGGAGUUCAUUCAUGCUAAGACAUUAUCAGCUUGUGAUCUUCGUGAUCCUGAGAUAUCUACACUAAUUGCUGCCAAAAUGAGGGAAUUUCAUAACCUCAAUAUGCCUGGCWCCAGGAAUGUGUUGUUAUGGCCAAGAAUGAGAAAGUGGUUGAUCAAGGCUAGGAGCUUGUGCUCCCYAGAAAMGGCGAAAGAGUUUCAACUCGAUAUCUUAGAAAAUGAAAUUGAUAUAUUGGAAAAGGAGUUGUCACAAGGCCAACACGAUGUUGCUUUUUGUCACAACGAUUUACAAUAUGGCAAUAUUAUGAUUGAUGAGAACAMAAGAUCCAUCACCCUAAUUGAUUAUGAGUAUGCCAGCUACAAUCCGGUGCCUUACGAUCUUGCAAACCACUUCUGUGAAUGGGCAGCAAAUUAUCACACGGAUACACCUCAUGUUUUGGACUAUAACAUGUACCCAGAUUUGGAGGAGCGACGAAGAUUUGUGCAGUCAUAUCUUAGCUCAACAGGAAAUGAAGUGCAGGAUGGUGAAGUAGAUGAGCUUAUUGAUGAUGUUGAAAAAUACAGUCUUGCAAAUCAUCUUUUUUGGGGAUUAUGGGGAAUAAUCUCGGGUUAUGUGAAUCAUAUUGAUUUUGAUUACAUAGAGUAUGCAAGGCAGAGGUUUAGGCAGUAUUGGUUGAGGAAGCCCCAACUCCUAACAGGAAUCAGCAGUGAUGAUAGUCUUGCUACAUGAAUGAAUUCAAGUUGUUAUAGUUGAAGAAUGUAUAAGAAGAAAGAUGAAUAAUAAUAAUAAUAAUAAUAUAGAUAGAAUGCAGAGUCUUUGUAACUGUCUUUAUUCUUAAAUUCUAAAUCCUAGUUUCAUAGUAUAAGAAAUGACUUUGCCAGUUGUGUGUGUGUAUAUAUAUAUAUAUAAGUACUCGUACAAUGCAAC
This is a messenger RNA of Cynara cardunculus var. scolymus (artichoke), 1524 nucleotides long. RefSeq names its product probable choline kinase 3. Gene Ontology annotation, cellular component: cytoplasm. Gene Ontology annotation, biological process: phosphatidylcholine biosynthetic process; phosphatidylethanolamine biosynthetic process. Gene Ontology annotation, molecular function: ethanolamine kinase activity; choline kinase activity. The coding region runs from base 268 to 1326 and encodes 352 amino acids. The record is from RefSeq and is a predicted model, not a curated record. Lineage: Eukaryota; Viridiplantae; Streptophyta; Magnoliopsida; Asterales; Asteraceae. The transcript is spliced from 8 exons.